This is a messenger RNA of Blastomyces gilchristii SLH14081, 3782 nucleotides long. RefSeq names its product WD repeat protein. Gene Ontology annotation, cellular component: Set1C/COMPASS complex. Gene Ontology annotation, molecular function: protein binding; chromatin binding. The record is from RefSeq and is a predicted model, not a curated record. Lineage: Eukaryota; Fungi; Ascomycota; Eurotiomycetes; Onygenales; Ajellomycetaceae. The coding region runs from base 248 to 1339 and encodes 363 amino acids. The transcript has 3 exons.
CGCCGCGGCUGAUCGGAUCAAUGUAUGUCCGGCGCAGAUCGUCGAGCUUGAGCUAUUUAUCUUCUUUAUGCAGGCGAGCUUUGAAUAAUGGAAACAGACAACCAAACCAACGUCAAAUUCGAGAACUGAUGGAAGGCGACUGGGGUUGGGCAGAAAUACAGAUAUCUGAUUGCUGUUCGCCCAACGAUCUGUUUGGCAUUCCUUGAUUCGCAAUUCCCACCUCAGUUGCCCGGGUUUUCUUUUCGUAAUGGCUGAAGUCGCGGGGGCUCUCCCACCUCAACCCGCCGCAAAGGUAACGGAUAUAAUCAAGAAUUAUAGAGCAUCAAAGUCUUUUCGAGGAACUCCCAAACCGGAUGGGCUCCCUAGCAAUGUUACCUCUUUGGAUUUCGACGACCAAGGCGAUUACCUGGUAGCGUCCGGAGACGAUGAAACACUACAAGUAUUUGAUAUUAAGGAAGGGAAACUGACCAAGACUGUCCCAAGUAAAAAAUAUGGAGUGCAUCUGGCAAAGUUCACCCACCACUCGCGCCAGAUACUUCACGCCAGCACGAAGGUGGACGACUCGUUACGGCUUUUAGACUUGCACAAUGAAAGUUAUCUUCGAUACUUCGCCGGUCAUACGGACAGGGUUACCUCACUUGCAGUUUCUCCAGGGACAGAUGCGGUUUUGUCUUGUUCCAAGGACGAUACCGUUGCGUUGUGGGAUCUCAAUUCGAGGAACGCCCAAGGGAAACUUAAACUAGCUACCCCUUAUCUAGUUGCAUUUGACCCGUCGGGUUCGGUCAUAGCAAUUGCCUCUCAGUCUACAUCGUCAGUACUACUCUACGACUUUAGAAACUAUGACAAGCCUCCUUUUGCGACAUUUGACCUUGCCCCACAAGAAGACCGAUUCACCCCUUCGACAAGGGGCAGGGCAUGGACCCGCUUGGAGUUUUCUAAUGAUGGCAAGCAUCUUCUUGUCGGAACAGACUACCACGGUCAUUUCCUAUUGGACGCCUUCGAGGGUAAUAUUAAGGCGUUUUUAAUCGGUAAAAGUGGACCCACUGGACGUGCUGCCCCUGUCUCGAGUUCUGGAAAACCAUUAGGCCAGGGGGACGUUUGUUUUACUCCAGAUGGACGUUACGUGCUUGGCGGUGCUGGCGAUCAAUCUGAUACUCUCGUCUGGGAUACCCAACAAUCUCCGGACGCCAGUUUAUUCCUUAAGCCCGCGUUCCGCCUGCCAUACCGUGCCCGCUCCGUUAUCGUGCAAGCCAAUCCGCGGUAUAACAUGUUCGCAACAGCAGACAAAGAGAUCACGUUCUGGCUCCCAGAUGAUAACGCUAAGCCGGCCGAAAAAUAAAAGGGCUUUCUAACAAGUUCGUUUAUUAAGGACUAUCUGAUUCGAAAUGGUGUUUCCAAAACCCUCUCUUCAAGGCUAGUUGGUAUAUGGGUAAUAGGGUAAAUAGAUUAAUCCUCUUGCCGAUGUCUAUCGAAGAUCCAUAACACGGCGUUCGCCGCAUCAUGGGAGGCAUGACUUUUCUAUAUAUUUGGUAUCUGUUUUCAGGCCUUCCUAUUGCUGUCCUUGCCAAUCAAACUUCUGGCUGUAUCGCAUAUCCAAACUAGGGGGCCUGACAAUUCGUCAUCGCCAUUUCUGUUUUCCUCGACAAGGACUUCGAUCUGCUUAGCUACCGUCCGAUUGCUCGAGAUCGUCAUGAGGCCAGUUGCCCAGCCAUACAGGAACACGCUUGUGUUAAUGUCGCUUAAUUGGCUCGCAACUAUGCGAGCGACAGGCGGCAAGACACCGUCUGCCCAGCCCCGUUCAAUUUCUGCAUGGGCAUUUACUACUCUAAUGGGAAUGUUCCAAUUUAAAGGAACUUUGUGGUCCGAUAACUCCUGGAACUGGGAUAUCAAAUCCUCUCUAUCACAGUUUAUAUCCCCCGCCAUCAUUAUUUUCGUCCUUUUCUUCUCAAUUGCAGUACCGAUUGUCUCAACUAUUUCAUACAUUCUCUUGGCGGCUUCUUCAGUGCAUACAAGCUGCCUGUCUCCCAUUGCCGGCCAAAGUUCAGAGGUGACCAACGGCUGUUUUGCCUCGAGUUCAAUCUGGCGGGUUAUUGCGGGAUGAUGACCGGCUGAUGGAUCAAUAUUUUGGAAAUGCGAUAAAUCGGACACUAGAGCAAGGAGUAAGGUACAGUCGACAUUUAAUGUAGAGGUCAUAUGUGGAUGAGGAUUCGGUAGUAGUGUCAGAAGAAGCUCUUCCACUGUCUUGGUUUGGUGGUGGCCGUUAUCUUUUCCAUUGGGGGCUGCCAGCAGCUUGGCCGCAUCUUCUGUGUCCGUGCUACACUCUACUGUAACACCGGUUUUUCGAAUAUCUUUAAUAAUGGCAUCAACCUCGGGGGUUUCCCCCUCCACAAUUUUUGGGAGCACAAAACGGAUCCGAGGAUGCUUAUAUCUGACUCUGACUAGGGCAGCCGCCUUUUUCAUGUCCGUAGCAAGCCUUACUAAUUCGAUGGUAUCCUCGUCAUCAUCGUCGCUGUCAUCAUCAUUCUGUAGCCUAUAGACCUCGGCUCCUUGCGCCUCCCCAUCUUCACUGGUCGAGUCACAUCCCAUUUCCCAGCCCCUUUUGGCCAACUCGAACAGUAGCCGACUAGUAGUGACAGUAGACACCUUGACCCACUCCUCCCCGUUGUCAGCUACUAUAUCCACCAGCACACUUCUCUUCUGCAACCCUACUUUGCUCAAAUUUUCUUCGACCGCCUUGUGCGCAUCUGCCGAAACAUGUAAUCCCUGUAUUGAGCGCUCAAGAUCUCGGGUUGAAGUCGGCGUAGCUAUCCCGUCCAUUCCAUCUCUUCCAGAUCCAUGAGCAUUGCGCUUAGCUUUGUACCAGUAAAAACGCUUGCUGAACGCAACCAGACCACAACAACUCGAUUUUGACACGUUCCACACAGAUGAAUAGAACGGGAGGUUGGACGAUCGUAGAGAGUGUAGGACCCGUAUCUCCGCUUCAUCCUGGCUAGCCUUCUCGCCAUCGUUAUCACCAUCGCCAUCGGCUAGAGGCCCAUCUAUCGGAGUAUCCGUUUUCGCGGCUAGCUCUGACAAUUUCUUCAAAGAUUUCAACUCGGAUUGCACGAAAGACUUGAACUGUCGCAAUUCAACUGCAUUGGGUUUACCAAUGGCUGCAAGAUGGGAUUGAAGGAAUGCGAGUUCGGACAGGAGCGCGUUGCAGUCCUCGAGCAAAGACGCCGCGAGACCUUUGCUGGUUUGUGGUGGGGUAAUGACUGACCCCGCCAUCAUGAUUUUCUCUGUCUCAACGAGGGAAGAAUGGAAAUUAAUGAAGGGAAAUACAGAGACGCAGGAAAGCAGAGAGUGAACGUGGACGAUGAAGGUCAGAAAUAGAAAUAUGUACAUAUAUAAGUGUGCGAUGGAUGCUAAUUGUUCGGGUAACUUUGAGGACGGGUUUCUAUAACUACGCGGGGAACUAGGAUUACAUAAACUGGCAUCCGCCUGACGUAAUUUUUAUCCCUCACUCGAAUCUUGAAGCUGUUCAAGCCUGAUAUAGCUUACCAUAUUUGGUUGUAGAUGAUUAUGAACAUGUAGGAAAAGCAAUAUUCUUAGUAUCUUAAGAUAUAGUCAGAAGUUGUGUACAGAUGGAUAUAUAUAGUUAAUUUUUCAAAAAUGAUCCAUGCAAUGACACGUCGGGGAGCUGGCUCCUAUGCUGAAGUGAAAUGUCAAAUCUGAAUGUCAAAUCUGAAUGCAUUGGAAUCUGCUAGAGUUGAGAAACCCUAAGUAAUCAUCAGACAGUAAAA